This is a messenger RNA of Hyaloperonospora brassicae, 1173 nucleotides long. NCBI's taxonomy places the organism in Eukaryota, Oomycota, Peronosporomycetes, Peronosporales, Peronosporaceae. The record is from the annotation of a GenBank genome assembly.
AUGAAAGGCCGCGAGCAUUUGCACCCGUCGGUCCGUGCGCUGCCCGCGCUGUCGCUCGCGGAGACGCGCGAGCUGCAGCAGCUGCCCACGCACUUGGACUGGUGCGAACGCGGCUUCUGCGUCCCGAGUUGGAACCAGCACGUGCCACAGUACUGCGGUUCGUGCUACGCCCACGGCGCCCUGUCGAGCGCGCAGGACCGGAUCAAGAUCCUCAAUGCUCGUCGGAGAAAGUUCACGGGCGCCGACGUGAUGCUCGGGCGCCAGAGCUUUCUCAAUUGUGCCCCGGGACACGGCCUCUCGGCGGGCUGCGACGGCGGCGAAGCGCAGGACGUGUACGAGUUCAUGCGUCGCUAUGGCCUGCCGGACGAGUCGUGUUUGCCCUAUAAUGCAACAGACCAUACCAAGUUUACGGCCACUGUGAACAACACGUGCCCACCAGUUGGCUACUGCAUGAAUUGUAUGUACACGCCAACGAGUCGCAAGACGCCUCAGUGUUUCCCCGUGACCAAAGUGGUGCGGUACCGUGCCAAGAGCCACGGCCACUUGUCGGGGGAGCUGGCCAUGAUGAAGGAGAUCAUGACGGGCGGGCCCAUUACUUGCGGCAUUUCGUGCAGUCACGAGUUUAAUUACGAGUACAGGGCUGGUAUUUUGGAGGACACGACGGGGUUCAUGGACUUGGACCACGACGUGGAAGUCGUCGGCUGGGGCGAAGAAAACGGCACCAAGUACUGGCACGUGCGCAACUCGUGGGGAACGUACUGGGGCAUGAACGGGUUCUUUAAGAUCGUGCGGGGGAAGAACAAUCUCGGGAUCGAAGCCGACUGUGCUUUCAUGCAACCGGACAUUAGCGACGAAGAGCUCGUGUGGGAAGAGAAGCCCAUCUACGGAGGCUCGAUCUUUGGGAUCGUGCCGUUCAAAGAGGAAGCAAAGGACCACGUGAUCAAGGACACGACCGAGGACAUCCCGCGCAUUGGGGAUGCUGUGCUGAAAGCUCAUUAUCUACCGGAGGACGCGACACCGUUCACGAGUGAGUCCAAGGCGCGCGAAGACACCGACUCGUUCGUUGUGCCUGCGAUCCUGUUCUUCACGUCUGGCUGCGUCUGUGCGACACUCGCUGCGGUGUCCAUUAUGAAGUUUCGCGGUCACCGUUACGUGUACCGAACGAUCCCAUAG